This is a messenger RNA of Yarrowia lipolytica CLIB122, 1506 nucleotides long. RefSeq lists its product as uncharacterized. The record is from RefSeq and is a predicted model, not a curated record. Lineage: Eukaryota; Fungi; Ascomycota; Dipodascomycetes; Dipodascales. Gene Ontology annotation, cellular component: membrane. Gene Ontology annotation, molecular function: transmembrane transporter activity. Gene Ontology annotation, biological process: transmembrane transport.
AUGGAGAAAGAAGACAUCCACCACGUGGAGAAGACAUCGAUCGAUGUGUACGAGGAAAAAGUCCGCAAGCCUACCACAGCUGAGGAAAUGUUUCCCAACAUUGACAAGAAGAAGCUGCUUAAAAAAAUGGAUAUGAAUAUCAUCCCUAUUCUAUCUCUGUUGUAUUUGCUGUCCUUCCUGGAUCGAGGUAAUGUUGGUAACGCCAAUAUCGAAGGUCUGUCUGUUGAUCUCGGUCUCACUGGCCCUCAAUACAACAUGUGUCUCACUGUCUUUUUCUUUACAUACUCAGCUUUUGAGGUGCCAUCCAACAUGAUUCUCAAGAAGCUCAGACCCUCCAUCUGGCUUCCUCUCAUUAUGGUUGCUUGGGGCAUCGUCAUGACUUUGAUGGGGCUUGUCAAGAACUACCAUGGGCUUCUGAUCUGUCGAAUUUUUCUCGGAGUGACUGAAGCUGGUCUUUAUCCUGGCGUCGGCUACUACCUCACUCUGUGGUAUUGCCGAUCAGAGAUCCAGUUUAGACAGGCAAUGUUCUUCUCUGCAGCCUCCAUUGCCGGUGCCUUUUCUGGUCUGCUGGCUUUCGGUAUUGGAAAAAUGAAGGGCGUGGCUGGACUUCACGGAUGGCAAUGGAUCUUUAUUCUCGAGGGAAUUGCUACGGUUGUGGUAGCCUUCAUCGCCUUCUUCUUCGUCCAUGACUUCCCUGAAACAGCUCGAUUCCUCACCGAAGAAGAGCGGGAGUUUGUCGUGUGGAGACUCAAGUAUGAUGGCAACGACAAUAGUGCCGGGGGUGAACUGGUAGCGCAGAACGACUCUCGUGACUGGAAGUACGUCUGGGCCGCCUUCACCGAUAUCCAGGUCUACGUCCACCUGCUUCUCUACUUCGGAGUUGUGGUUCCUCUCUACGGCAUCUCCCUCUUCCUUCCCACCAUUGUCAACAACCUGGGAUACACCUCCUCCACAGCUCAGCUCAUGACUAUCCCUAUCUACGUGAUUGCUGCUAUAGCUUCGGUGACUCAAGCUUGGUUCUCGGACAGAUAUGGUAAGAGAUCUCCCUUCAUUCUCGUCAACCUGCUAUUCAUGCUGUUUGGCUACUUGUUGGCCUUCAACCUGUCUCACAAAAAACCAACUGCAGUCUACGUGGGCUGCUACUUCAUCGCACUAGGACUGUACCCAGCUCUGCCCGCUAUUGUCUCGUGGAUGUCCAACAACGUCGCAGGUACAUACAAACGAGCUGUAGCUAUGGCCAUCCAGAUUGGCAUUGGAAACCUCUCUGGGGCCAUUGCGUCCAACAUUUACCGAGCCGAAGACAAGCCCGAGUUCAAGCUGGGUCACGGUAUGGAGAUCAUGUUUGUUUGCAUUGGAAUCGUGUCUCUCAUUGUGCUCAACUUUGGCUACCACGUUGUCAACAAGAGGAAGCAGGCCAAGAUUGAGUCGGGCGAAUGUGAGCAUCUUACCAGUGCCGAGCUGUCUGAAAUGGGCGACAGGUCUCCCUAUUUCCGAUACAGACACUAG